Molecule: messenger RNA, 1302 nt
Organism: Cyclocybe aegerita
Lineage: Eukaryota; Fungi; Basidiomycota; Agaricomycetes; Agaricales; Hemipholiotaceae
Source: the annotation of a GenBank genome assembly
AUGAACACGACGCCGUGGAAGUUGGGCAUCGUCUGCAAGUCAUGGAGGGACAUUUUUUGGUCAACUCCACAACUCUGGACAUCGGUUACUAUCAACACAUCCCGUGUGUCGGAGCAGGGAUACACAGAGUUUGUUCAACGAUGGCUCUUCCGUUCGGGAGGGCUUCCUCUCUUCCUCACACUUGGGGAAGGCGAUUAUCCCCGCCAGCGCUACAUUCCAGAAGAAUCAGCCGUAGAGACGGCGCUUUACGCGAUCCUCAACGAAUCCUCUCCGCGGUGGAGCCGUUUGAAUGUCUGCGUUUCCGACCAACAGCUCAAGUACCUCUCCAAGUUUCCCAGCUGCCUUCCUUCGCUGCUGGAUCUACACUUCAAACGCUUUUCGAGAUCCAAGAAGGCUCUGGUCUUUGGCGGGCAUAUGAAACCUAGCCCUUCAAAAAUCGCCAUUCGCGGGGUGAAGUUCCAGGAUAUUGGGAUCGCAUGGGACCACGUCACCCAUGUCGAGGCCGCCAAGUUCCAGGUUGCAGACUGUUUGGAAACCUUCCGCCAAGCUAAGCAAAUGACCCAUUUCACGGUCCACUCCUUUCGCAAUGCGGACCCAUCGUCAGAGCUGUUUCCUGAAGCGAUCGUCCAUCAACGCCUUCAAGUUCUCAACAUCCGGACGAAGUACGAUGCCCAAAACGGGCUACUCGACAGUCUCACACUUCCUUCACUCCAAGACCUCUGUUGUUCUGGCCAGAUUACGAAAGCAUCCCUUAUCACACGUUCAGGAUGCAAGAUCACACGACUAGACCUCCGCAAGUCGUUCAGUCAGCCAACCGACUUCGAGAUUCAGCUCCUUGAUCUUUUAGAGAGGCUCCCUUCGGUAACCCAUUUGACACUCGACUACCCCGCUAUAUCCAAUGCAUUCUUCGAACGACUCAGUUCUUCCACCGCCCCAAGCGCAGGUGUCGAAGCAGGAAAAAUGGUCGAAUUCCUCCCGGAUCUCUGCUCGUUCCAUAUGUGUUGUACGCUCCGCUUUCAGUGGGAGUGUUUGGCCGACAUCUUGCCCUCACAUCCUGGGCUAUUCGAACUCACAUCUGAAAACCCGCGUCGUGCCCUACAAUCACUCCGCCUUCAGAUUGUUCAAGAGGAUGAAACGGAUUCGGAUGAUGACUCUACCUGGCGCUUCCGAUCGAUACCUGACCAUGUAAUAAUGCGGCUUCUGGAGGUACGUGCGGGAGGGUUAGAGAUAUCAAUUAUGAAUGACUGUAGGCGUGACCUGCUCCGAAUCUCUACGCACUCGAAUCAAGCGAAUGUUGGCUAG